Adineta ricciae is the source of this 915-nucleotide messenger RNA. Lineage: Eukaryota; Metazoa; Rotifera; Eurotatoria; Adinetida; Adinetidae. The record is from the annotation of a GenBank genome assembly.
AUGGCUGAAACGAAUAAACGACCCUUCCAGAUUCAAGCAAUAAAUCGUCGGUUCGUGCCAUUUGACUCAGAAAAAGAAAAGGAAUGGAAAGGUUCAUUCUUCUUUGUCCAAGGUGCUGAUUGCCAACCGGGUUUAACGUACCAAUGGUCAGGCAAAAUAAGAAAAACGUAUACCCCUGAUGCGCCGAUAAAUUGGGAUGUCGAAAUUGAAGCGACUCGCGCAAUUAUCAAAAAGCUAAAUGAAAUGGAACCGAAACCGAAGUUUUUCAUUGUUUGCGGUGAUAUUGUUGAUGCAUAUGAUUUCGAAGAACCGUUUCGAACACGUCAAGAAAAAGAUAUAAAAGAAGUUCUCGCCGAAUUGGAUCCAUCAAUUCCAUUAGUAUGUGUCUGUGGAAACCAUGAUGUUGGCGAUGAACCAACGCGUUCAAGUAUUCAGCGUUAUGUUGAUAAUUUCGGCGACGAUUAUUUCGACUUUUACUGCUCUGGUGUGCAUUGUAUCGUGUUGAAUUCGCAAUUUUACGCUCAUUCAGCAAAUGUCGAAGAUCUAAAAUCUCAACAUGAGCAAUGGCUCGAUCGAGUUCUAAAAGAUCACUCAGCCAAACAUACGAUUAUCUUUCAACACAUACCAUGGUUUUUACGAACAUACGAUGAGGACAAGGAUUACUUCAAUAUCGAAAUCAAUACACGAUUGCAAAUGUUGGAAAAAUUUCAUUCGUCUGGCGUGAAAAAGAUCUUCUGUGGACACUACCAUCGCAAUGCUGGAGGAUCGUAUAAAUCUAUGGAACAAAUUGUUACUAGUGCGAUUGGUCUUCAAUUAGGCGUAGACAAAUCAGGUGUGCGACUAGUGCGUGUUACAGAAGAUGACAUUGAACAUCAAUAUUUUGCAACGGAUGAUAUUCCUGCGAAUUUUCUGUGA